CGUUUAAAAAAAAAAAACGAGUGUGAGCCGCGUCCAUAUGACGUCAUAACUUUUGGUCAGCAGUUCGCUGAUACGGUCUCGAGGGAAAAGAGGAAGUGAAGAGGCCAGAAGAGAUGUAGAGGUAGCAAAACUUUUACUUUGAUGGUUGGUUUGCGUCAACAGGAAGUCAUCUACGUCACAGAGAGCAAGUUUACAUCUACGAUUCUAAAUUUGGUUUAUCUCGAAGGUGUAAAUCCGUUACAAACUUUGCGAUUACGCCAACCUUUUCCGGUCUAUUGCGGCCUCUAAUUUGUGGGCUGGUGCGGGCGCCAUAUUUGUCGUUCCACCAGCGAAUUAAAGAAAUCAACUGAAGAGAUAAUAAUUAUGGCUGAAUUCUGGAGAUAUCUUUCAUUAUAUUUUUGGUACCGGCGAGUGGUGAAAAUUCUUCUUCAUUUUUCUACUGGUCAAUGCGAGUUACAGCGAAUUUGUUACAAGACAAGACAUGGAGCUUUGAGAACAGGCCAAGUUGAAAAAUCCUUGAGGCAGUCAAAAUCCAAGGAACUCUCAGAUUUAGUGGAUGCAGCAAAUGUGAAUAUUCAGGAAGCACUGGAAUUGAUUAUAAGAGUGAAAAGGAUAAGACGGGCGCAGGAAAGUGUUUUUGUGGACUCUGUAUCUAUCUGCCUGAAUCAGAUAUGUGGUUAUACAGACCUUUGCCAUGAUGCUGAACAGUUGAGAAACCAGCCAUACUCAUCUGACGAUGCCAGUCAUGAAAAGAAGUUAAUGCAGCUCUGGAACCUGUUGAUGCCAGAUACACCACUGAAGGAGAGGAUCAGUAAGCAAUGGGGAGACAUUGGUUUCCAAGGAAAAGACCCUAGGACAGAUUUCAGAGGAAUGGGUGUCCUUGCACUGGAGAAUUUAUUAUAUUUUGCAUCAAAACACACACCUGCAGCAAGGAAAGUUUUGUCUCAGUCUCAUCAUCCGCAUUUUUGGUUCUCUUAUGCCAUUGCUGGUAUUAACAUCACUUCACUAGCUCUUCAGUUUUUGAACAAAGGAUCUCUAAGAAGUCAUUUCUACAACUGCAAACAAGGCAAACCAACAGUAGAUGACUUUCAUGAAGUUUAUAGUUAUUUGUUUUUUGAGUUUAGUGCUUUUUGGAUUAAGGAAGAACCUGAGAGUGUCAUGAUUUUCAAUCAAGUCAGGGAUAAAUUUGCAGACAAUAUUGAUACAAUUCUCAAGAACCCAAGUACUGUUCUGGAAUUAAAAUAUACAUCAAUACAGAGUUCUGCAUCUUUAUCAUCUGUAUCCACAUUGGAGUGACCUGUUCUGAUCUUUGCAUAUUAUAAAUAAUUUUUUAAAUACUAUUUGUACCAGUUUGAGAGUUCUCUCCUCAAGUGUUUGUGGAUAGUGAAACUGCACCCUUUUGCCAGGCAGCUGGUCAGUCUCAGCUCUGCCGUCACCUAAGAGAAUUUGCCAGCUGGCCUAAUUUUGCAUCCGGUGCAAUACUAUUUCUUGUAAAUAAAAUCUCCCACAAUUAAAAUUAUUGAAAAUUUUGUAUCGACAUUAAAUAGGAACAAAAGUUCAGAAUGUGUUAGUUAGGAGUUGUUUAACAGAGUUAAGUGAUGAAACUUGCAGUUGAGAUAAUUAAUGAUUUUUAGUAGAAGAUUUCUAGUAUUCUCUAAAGACAAUGAUAACAGUAAGGGAAAAAAUUAGCCAGAGGGAAUCGACUGGAUGAUAUAGGUUUACCAAUAGCCAUUAAACAACUACUUUUUUCACACAA
Stylophora pistillata is the source of this 1756-nucleotide messenger RNA. Its product is annotated as ELMO domain-containing protein 2. NCBI's taxonomy places the organism in Eukaryota, Metazoa, Cnidaria, Anthozoa, Scleractinia, Pocilloporidae. The record is from RefSeq and is a predicted model, not a curated record. Gene Ontology annotation, molecular function: GTPase activator activity.